Aureobasidium melanogenum CBS 110374 is the source of this 1983-nucleotide messenger RNA. RefSeq lists its product as uncharacterized. Gene Ontology annotation, molecular function: DNA-binding transcription factor activity, RNA polymerase II-specific; zinc ion binding; sequence-specific DNA binding. The transcript has 3 exons. The record is from RefSeq and is a predicted model, not a curated record. Gene Ontology annotation, biological process: positive regulation of transcription by RNA polymerase II; DNA-templated transcription. Bases 1 to 1983 code for a protein of 660 amino acids. Lineage: Eukaryota; Fungi; Ascomycota; Dothideomycetes; Dothideales; Saccotheciaceae.
AUGGCCAAUUAUCUGAUAUCUUCAAAUUUGAACACUCAACAAACUGCGACCUCCUCUAACAUUGAUGAUGCAAGCAACCCCAGGAAGAGGCAGCGAACUGCUUGUGAUAGGUGCAAAAGCAGGAAACAAAGGUGUGAUAAUGCAUAUCCACAAUGCACCAAUUGCGCAAAGGCCGGCAAGGAUUGCAACAAACCGCCGGAGACCGAAGCAUUAAAUGGCUCGUAUACACGUGCCCUUGAAGACCAGGUUGCAUACCUUGAGCAACGUCUGAUGGCUAUGGAAGAACAGCAAACUCGUGCUUCCUCAGCUUCGACCACAAAUAACCUGCCUUCUCCCGCCCAUGCCAAUUGUCCAUUGACGCCAAAUGUCCUCGCUAAUGAUGCUGCUAACACUCAGGAGCUUGCAUCUCCUUUCCGACAUGAAGUCAAUGUCGCAGACGUCGUGGGAUUACUAUCUCUUGGCAAUGGCAAUGCCGAAUAUGUUGGUUCUUCAUCAGGCUUUGCACUGGCGACCGAUCUCGGACGCAUGGUGCAAGCUACGGUAUGGAACAAAGCUCUAUGGUUGCCCACACCUUCUGGCUCUGAAUCCGAGAGACGCUCAUCAAACUCUGAUAUAAGGAAGAUAACUUUGCAAGAGCUCCAAUCAAAAGCGAAGCCAGUAUCUGAUGCUCUAGGUACGCGACUGAUUUCCACAUAUCUAGUCCGUAUACAUCCAAGGUUCCCGUUUCUGUUCCCUUCCGACCUGCGGGAGAUUCAUCUUCGCCAACAAAUUACUGGGUCAUGUGGAUUUGCCCUUUUCGUUUUGAACAUGGUGUACGCUAUAGGCGCUUUGAAUCUACGCCUUACAGAUCAGAAUUACAAGGAAGUGCCUCCGGAGCAGUUCUACAUCUCUGCGAUGCAGCACGUCGCGAGCGUAAGGGAAGCAUCACCCAUUGAUAACCUUCAAGCGUUGGUCCUUCUCAUUCUGUAUCAUUUACGAUCAGAAUCUCGCAACGGACUUUGGCAUUUAACAGGACUGGCUAUGCGAACGGUGACUGAUAUUGGUCUGCACCGAGAGGCAUCGACUAGGAAGCUGGCCCCUCUCGAGAAACAGCUUCGACGCCGCUUGUUCUGGUCUGUGUAUGCUCUUGAGAGCAUCCUUGCUGGGGCUCUAGGAAGACCAAUUAGCUUGUCUGAUUGCGACAUCGAUCAGCCGCUACCGUUGAGCAUCAGCGAUAACGACCGUAUGCAAGGACGUGACAUCAGCCACUCGCCUGAUACUCCUACACCAGGUCAGGAGGCGUAUCCACCGUCCAACUUGAGUCAAUUCAUCUUGUUGUCACAACUUCGAACUUUCGAGGCUCGUAUACAGCGCACGAUUUAUCGAGUUGAUCGGACGACGAGCGCUCUGCAACCGAAAAUGCAUCGCCUGAUAUCAGAGCUCGAUGCAUGGCGGCAGAUCAUUCCUUCUAGCUUACAGCCUAGUGAACACGAACGCCUCAUGCUCCAUUUCCACCGUGAUGUGCGGCUUCUUCUACAACCUUUUUUGUCCAUAUUGGAACCAAGCUCGGAGCUCUUCCGCAGAUGUGUGGACGCAGCUGGGCAGGUCUGUCAGAUACACAAGCGUCUGCACCAAACUCCUGAAUAUGGACACAGUUUCGUUGCAGUACAUACUGUUUUCGUGUCGGGCAUAACUCUACUCUUUGCGCUUUGGAAGGGAAGCAACUGGUCGUUCAGCAUUAGCAAUGACAUUCGCGCAGCUAGCUGUGUCUUGGCAAUCAUGGGCGAACGAGCGCCGUGGAUCAGACGGUUCCGUGAUGAGUUUGAUGCUCUGACAGAGGCAACUAUGGCAGCUCUGCAGAAUGCAAAUUGUGAAACUAGUGCUGAAGAAAGGUUUGAGACAGCAGUGCCAGCACCUGAUUUCACUACUUUUGAUGGACUAGGCAUGACGGAUGCUGCAGCACUAGAGAUGGUUAGAGAGCUGUCGGAGUGGUUUCAAACGUAG